Messenger RNA from Sabethes cyaneus, 1607 nucleotides. Its product is annotated as aldehyde dehydrogenase X, mitochondrial-like. The record is from RefSeq and is a predicted model, not a curated record. The transcript has 4 exons. Gene Ontology annotation, molecular function: aldehyde dehydrogenase (NAD+) activity. NCBI's taxonomy places the organism in Eukaryota, Metazoa, Arthropoda, Insecta, Diptera, Culicidae. The coding region runs from base 90 to 1559 and encodes 489 amino acids.
UAAUUGGGCAGCACUGAAGCAAGUUGGUUUACCGCGUGUGUUACGAAUAUUGCGUUGUAUCGGCAGGUGAAUACUGCGAAAUUGGAAAUAUGGCAAAUCCCAAUCAAGAGAUCAAGUAUACUAAGCUUUUCAUCAAUAAUCAGUUUGUGGACGCAUCAAGUGGAAAAACUUUCCCAACUAUCAAUCCGGCAACCGGGGAAAAAAUCAUUGAUGUAGCCGAGGGUGACAAAGCGGAUGUUGAUAAGGCCGUACUGGCAGCAAAGGCAGCAUUUGCACGGAGUGCUCCAUGGCGUCAGAUGGACGCUUCGGCUCGUGGGAAGCUGCUGAACAAAUUGGCCAAUUUAAUUGAACGAGACAUCAACACUCUUGCGAAUCUGGAAUCGUUGGAUAAUGGAAAAUCGUUUGCUGAUUCAGUUUUUGAUAUGAACUGUGCUGUGGACGUCUUUCGGUACUAUGCUGGCUGGGCUGAUAAAGUUCACGGAAGUACAGUUCCAUCAGAUGGGCCCGUGCUGACAUAUAUAAGAAAGGAGCCAGUUGGAGUUGUGGGCCAAAUAAUUCCAUGGAAUUAUCCGGUGCUGAUGGUGUCCUGGAAAUGGGCUCCAGCAUUGGCUGUUGGUUGUACUCUGGUGCUGAAACCCGCAGAACAAACUCCACUGAGUGCCUUAUACUUAGCCGCAUUAACUAAAGAGGCUGGUUUUCCUGAUGGUGUGAUUAACGUUGUAAAUGGUUAUGGGCCAACCGUUGGCGCUGCUAUUGUGAACAAUUCUGACAUAAGAAAGGUAGCGUUUACUGGAUCGGUAGAAACAGGUCGCAUCAUAAGCGAGGGAUCGUCGAAAACAAAUUUGAAGCGCGUGUCACUAGAACUAGGUGGUAAAAGCCCGUUGGUUGUUUUUAGCGAUGUGGAUUUGGAUGAAGCUGUUGAAAUUGCUCACAAUGCUAUCUUUGCUAAUCAUGGACAGAACUGCUGUGCUGGUAGUCGUACUUUUGUUCAGGAAGAGAUAUACGAUGCAUUUGUAGAGAAAGCGGCGAAAAUGGCUAAAGAACGCAAAGUAGGAGAUCCGUUUGCUGAUGGUACUCAACAAGGACCUCAAGUUGACGAAGAACAGUUCAAAAAGAUUUUGAACUAUAUCGAUUCCGCCAAUAAGGAAGGAGCAAAGCUACAAGCAGGAGGCAAGCGAUUUGGAGAUGUUGGUUAUUUCGUUGAACCAACUGUAUUUUCCGAUGUGACCGACUGCAUGACAAUUGCACGCGAGGAGAUUUUUGGACCAGUGCAAAGUAUUUUCAAAUUCAAAACGUUGGAUGAGGUGAUCGAGAGAGCAAACAACACAGAGUAUGGUCUGGCAGCUGGUGUUCUGACAAACAAUAUCAACAAUGCAAUAAUUUUCUCCAAUGCAGUCGAAGCUGGAUCCGUCUGGGUAAAUUGUUAUGAUUAUGUAGUACCAACGACUCCAUUUGGUGGAUUUAAGCAGUCCGGGCACGGCCGGGAACUGGGUUACAGCGGAAUAGAAUUGUACACAGAGACUAAAACUGUAACAAUUAAGUUACCAACGAAGAUAUAAUUGGAAAUUUGUAAUUUGGUUUUACUGUAAUAAAUUCCACCAUAAAAG